GUGUUGUGUGCUCGAAGAAUCUUUAUCAUUUUUAUCCUACGAAAAUUAUGACGUUGUUUACAUCUCCAUCCGUUUUUCUUUUUGUUUCCAAACCUUUUUCUCCUUUACGUCACGGGGUCGUGUCCCAACGGAAAUCAGUUGUUCAAAGAAGGACACAUAUGUCAGAGAACGCCCCUCCCCGUACUUCCUUUUUAUCCUUGGUUUGAGUCAUGAAAUGAGCAAGCUAAGAGGAGAUGGCUCACGCUUGUUGACCCUAUUCCCACAGUGACGUCGCGCUAAACGAGAACGCAGGCGACGAAUCGCGGCAUACCCUACCGACUCUGAGACCAAAUAGGGAAUGGCCAACCGAAAUUACUUGCGAAAUGGACCUCGUGGAGUGGGAGAAAAUGCUGCGGAAACACAAUAUCCUCCAAAUCACGAACGGUCGGUAGGCGGAAGUGGUGUGAUGGUAGAGAAACUUGGAUUCUUUAGGACCAGCCCGAUGGGGGUGGUAACCAACGGCGAUGGGACAAAGAGGGUCAUAAACGACCUAUUGUACCCAAAAUACGACGACAAUACUCCAUCCGUAAACUCUUUCGUGGACAAAAUGAAAUUCAAAACCACCAAACCAGUGGAGAUUCCUCGCGAUACGACCAAAUGACGGAUACAUUAUACUCGACACAAGGGUGUUGUUUGGAGGUGUCGCGGGGUGCGGCAGUUU
This is a messenger RNA of Melampsora larici-populina 98AG31, 700 nucleotides long. RefSeq lists its product as uncharacterized. The transcript is spliced from 6 exons. The coding region runs from base 338 to 640 and encodes 100 amino acids. The record is from RefSeq and is a predicted model, not a curated record. NCBI's taxonomy places the organism in Eukaryota, Fungi, Basidiomycota, Pucciniomycetes, Pucciniales, Melampsoraceae.